CAGGGAUGUGUAGGUUAGGUGCAUAAAUCAGAGGUAAAACGUAGAAUUAUAGGGUAGGGGAUAGGUCUGGGUGGGUUACUCUUUGGAGGGUCAGCGUGGACUUGUUGGGCCGGAGGGUCUGUUUCCACACUGUAGAGAUUCUAUGAUUAAUCGAAUGGGGGGGUAAGAAUAUGUCAUUGAAAACGUUAACAAAGUGUGUAGGCAUAAAUUCAAACUGUCAGUAUUUUAGCAGUUAUUAAUUCAACAGUAAUAUGCCCACUUAACAUAGCAGUUUGUCUGAUGUACCGUAUUCAACUGCCAGCCACAGUAAUAUAGUUGGAUAGUGCUAGGAAAGAUCUUCUUGUAAUGCGGUCAUUGUUAGUUUCAAAAAUAAAUAUGUCUUUCUGACCAUUUGACUAAACCAGAUUUUACUGUGGCUUAAUUGCAGUAACAAAACUGCAACUUUAAUACAUUACUUUGUUUCCACGAAAGUUUUGUUUCUUUUUUUUUUAAAUGCAGGUGGGAACUCACAAUAAAGCGUGGUUCACUGCCGGAAUUUUUGUGUUUAUGACAAUUCCAAUAUCACUUUGGGGUAUCUUGCAGCACCUAGUGCAUUACACUCAGCCAGAAUUACAGAAACCAAUAAUAAGGAUCCUAUGGAUGGUUCCCAUUUACAGUUUAGACAGUUGGAUAGCCUUGAAGUAUCCUCAUAUCGCAAUAUACGUCGAUACGUGUCGAGAAUGCUAUGAAGCAUAUGUCAUCUAUAACUUCAUGAUCUUCCUACUGAACUAUUUGACAUAUCAGCACCCAAAUUUAGUGAUUCUGCUUGAAGCUAAAGAUCAACAGAAACAUCUACCUCCUCUCUGCUGCUGCCCCUCUUGGCACAUGGGCGAGGUGUUGCUGUUCAGAUGCAAGCUUGGAGUUUUGCAGUACACUGUUGUUAGACCAUUUACAACCAUAAUUGCAUUAAUCUGUGAACUCGUUGGAGUGUAUGAUGAAGGGAAUUUCAGCUUCAAAAAUGCUUGGACAUAUUUGGUUAUAAUUAACAACCUUUCGCAAAUCUUUGCCAUGUAUUGCCUUGUGCUGUUUUAUAAAGUGCUGCGAAAUGAAUUGAACCCAAUUCAACCAGUGGGCAAGUUUCUUUGUGUGAAACUGGUUGUAUUCGUAUCUUUCUGGCAAGCUGCUUUGAUUGCUUUACUUGUGAAAGUUGGCAUAAUUUCUGAGAAACAUACGUGGGACUGGGAAAGUGUGGAAGCUGUUGCUACUGGCCUGCAGGAUUUUGUGAUUUGUAUUGAAAUGUUUUUUGCUGCGAUUGGUCAUCAUUAUAGUUUUUCCUACAAGCCCUAUGUCCAAGAAGCUGAAGAAGGCUCCUGCUUGGAUUCUUUUUUUGCCAUGUGGGAUAUCUCUGACAUCAGAGCAGAUAUAUCAGAGCAAGUACGGAAUGUGGGGAGGACAGUUUUGGGUCGACCAAGGAAAACGAAUGUUGGUGUAGAAGAAGAGCACAAUGAGCACACCAGCCUUCUGUCUUCAGCAAGCCAGGACCUGAACUCUGAUACUCCAUCCCUCCCACCUUCUCCACUGGGACAUUACCAAGGAUUUGGACAAACACAUGCAGUUCUUGCAUCUCAUCCCACAUCUGUUUCAGAACCAAAUGACUCCUUCGAUAAUUUAGCCAAAGUGAAAGAAAUUGAAGACUCCUUAAAUCCGCUGCCUAACAAUUCAGCGUGAAGCUGAUCAGGAUGUAUAUUGGUACUUCAACUAUUCACCUCCUACAUUCCUUUGAGGUCAUUGUUCUGUUGGUACCAUAGAUAAUUAUACUGAAUAGUACGGAUGAUCUCUAUUUGAGACUUAAAGUUUAGAAAUCUAAUACUAUUAAGAAAGCUGACGAGGAAUGAGGAGGAGUACUGACUAAAUAGAUGCACAAAAUUCUGAAAUUCAUAAAACAAUUUUAAGUAUAACAAUCUGCCAGUGAUGUCAAAAUAUUGGUUAGAGCAUUAUAGGAUCCAUCAACAUGCAGAAGUCUCAAAUUACUAGUUAACGAGCAUUGUUAAAUCUGAAGUGAAUUUUAAUAGUCCUGUGUUACUGCAGCAACCAGUAUAUUUUUAAAAAUUUCUUGGGUUGUGGGCAUCACCGGUUAGCUAGUACCUGUCUCCCAUCCCCAUCACCGGUUAGCUAGUACCUGUCUCCCAUCCCCAUCACCGGUUAGCUAGGACCUGUCUCCCAUCCCCAUCACCGGUUAGCUAGGACCUGUCUCCCAUCCCUAUUGCUGUUGAAUGUGGUGGUGAACUACCUUCUUGAAUUGCUCAAAUGAAAUAAAAGUCACUCGAAUGAGACAGCAGCUCGUGGUCCUCUGAGACUAGAGGGAGAUGACUGGUGUGAUUAUUGAGGAUCAUUAUACCUGAGGUGAGGGCCAAGGUUGAGGAGGUAGGGCCUUGGUGACGUUCACUGGUGUAGAAAUCAAAUCUAUGCUGUUGGCAUCAGGCUGCGUCACAAACCAGUUGUCCAGUCAACUGAGCAAUGGUUUAGGCUACACUCUCCAUGCUGCUAAGAGGGGAUUUCCAGGAUUUUGACCCUGUGACAGUGAAGUAACAGCGUUAUAUUUCCAAGUCUGGAUAGUGCUUGUUCUGGACACUAUGCAACUGUUCCACUGGAUGUUUGAGAUGUUGGAAGGUGUUGUUCUUCAUAAAUACCGUUCAUUUGUAUUCAACCUUAAAUUGCUUGAGCCUUUUAACCCCUUUUUGAUGCAAUACUCAUUUGUUAAAACUGACUAAGCAAUUGUCUGUCCUUCCUACUUAUCACUUGCAAACAGUAACAAAAUUAAACUGAUAAGGUGAUAAGACUCUUGCACAAAUAAUGCUUGCUAGAAAAUUGAAGUGAGCACAAUUAAAGCAAACCAAAAUUUGAACCAAAGUAGGAAUUGCUAGAGAAACUUCACUCACUGGAUUUGAAACAGUAACUCUCCUUUCUCUUAUGCUGCCAGACCUGCUGAGUUUCUCCAACAAUUUCUGUUUUUGCUAAGGAAUAAUAAAUAUCAGGAAUAUUCCACACUAGGUUAGUAGGGUGGAGCAUGGCAACUGGGGUCAGUAAAGAUCAGUUUUAUUUGAUUUUAAAAAAAAACUUCAUUUUUCCUGUACCAGCUGGUUACUUUUACCCAUGUUUUACUGUAAUUCAACCUGAAUUUUAGAACAUAAAGUUGUACUGGCUAAUCUGGAAAUACAGGGUACCGGGGUGGUGGGAUCCCAAUACUGCACAUUUAACAGGCACCACAUUUAAAAAAAAAAUUUUUUGAGUUUCUUAGGUGACUUAUCCACAAGAUUUCAAAUUUUAAUGACAGGCUUGAGUAAGCUCCUGACACAUUACAUCAGAUUAUUUAUAACUCCUGGCAUUGCAAUUGUGUAAAGUAGAAACAUUUAGCUAUAUGCUGAUGUUACAGGAGAAGUUUUUGAUUUCAUAGUGGACCACUUUGGCAUAUAAUUGCUGUAUUUUGAGGGGCUUUUGGGAAGUUGUGCAUCAUGCUUAAAGAUUGAUGAUCCAUUUGCAUUUAUAACCAGUGUCGGCUGGACGUGAGCAAUGUAGGUAACUUGAUAUCCAAUCAGUGUUUCUCUUUUCUCGAAAGGUUAAACACAGACAUCAAACCUGAUUUCUGGAAAGAGUAAUUGGAGUUUUAGAAUUAGAAGUACUCUGCCACUGGGAUGCUAAAGAAAGAGAAGUUGUAUUUAAUGCAGAACCAUAGAAUUUAUAAUCCACAUUUUAAGAGAGAGGCUGUGAUGAUCUUACCAGCGAUGCAUACAUCCCUUGGAUGAAUUAAGAAAAUUCCUCCGCUGAUGGGAAUUUUUACUAAUAGUGCACUCUCAAGUAAAGCUCUCCCUAUCAAUCCCAAGAGCACAAGCUUGGCUUGGCGUACAGUUCACUCUAGGACUGAGGAAGUACUGCAGUGUCAGAUGUACUGUCAGUUAAGAUGCUAAGUCCAAAUCCAAGCUGUCCUUUUGGAUGAUGUAAAAGUCCCCAUGACAGUUGCCACAAAAGCCAUUUGUCAAAUAUUGUGGUUAUGAAAAGAUCACUUUUAAAUGUGAUUUGUUUGAAAAAUUGUACAAGAAAACAAAACAUUUAUUGCAUUUUAAACAUAGUCCAAAGUGUAUUUUCUGUAAGACCUGACUCCAAACAAUAAUUACAGCAGUGUGUAGCAGAUCUCACGUCAGUGGCAUUUCAAAUUAUCGACUGUCUUAUGUCAAAACAUGCAAUUUUGUGACUAACAGCAGGAAAUGGAUCCAAGCUGCAUCAAUCAAAUUACUGAAAACAAACUUGUGGCUCCUGCAUCUUUCAAGUUAAAAUGGGUUGUCUGUACUCAUGCUUUUUGUUUGAGACAAAGUUAACUUGUCACUUGUACAUUUAUGCUGAAAAUGUGUUGCUGGAAAAGCGCAGCAGGUCAGGCAGCAUCCAAGGAAUAGGAGAAUCGACGUUUCGGGCAAAAGCCCUUCAAACUCCUUUUGGACUGAUCCCUAUCCAAAAUUAAUACCAUUUUGAUACAUCUGAGCCAUCUAAGCACCAAAUAUUUAUCAGGUGUGUUAUAAUGCUGGGCUGCUAAGGAAAUUUAACCAAUUGGAGGUUUUUGCACUAAUUACUGUAAUUUGGAAAAGGUACUGUAUCAAUUGGAAGUGUAUCUUUAUUCUGGAAGUUGUUUUAUCAAGAUGAUUUAUUCAUCUGUCCAGAAAUCAAAAUGGAAUUAUGACUAUAAAUAUUAAACCAUUAGGUUCACUGCAAGUUGAAUAAAUGGCCUUUAUGUAAAUCAAACGCAACGCCACUAAAAUUUCCUAUUUUUUGAAUAGUAUGUUCAAUAUUGUACAGUUACAUUUUAAUUUUACUUGUUAAACUGUAACAUAGCACUUAAACCUGGAACAAAAGUUACCAAUUGCUUAAUAAACAUGGAUCAUGUGAAA
Messenger RNA from Chiloscyllium plagiosum (whitespotted bambooshark), 4916 nucleotides. Lineage: Eukaryota; Metazoa; Chordata; Chondrichthyes; Orectolobiformes; Hemiscylliidae. The record is from RefSeq and is a predicted model, not a curated record.